UACAUCAAGGCACUGGACGUCAUCAGGGGAUCUCGAAUAUCCAGGUUACAUCGCGGCACAGAACAUCUCGAACAUCCAUUCAUCCAGGUUAUAUCGAUGAGGAGAAGCCAUUACAGAGCUGUCCAUCAUUGCUGCGCCGUCGUUGUCUUGUCUUGUUGCUGCCCCAUCCUCCAUGGCCGGAACCAACCCUUCCGGCAGCGUCCAAGAAAUGGGUUCUAAAGCGGAAGUGCCGGAAGGCUACAUCCAUAAACAAAGGGAUCGGGGAGCUCCGGAUGCUCCAUUAAUGCAAGCUUCUGUCAUUGAUAUCGCCCUCCUCUCAGCUUCCCCCAAUUCCGGGCCGGAGCUGGAGAAACUCCGACAUGGACUCCAGACAUGGGGCUGCAUUCUGGGAAUAAACCAUGGAAUGUCUCCUGAAUUCCUGGAGGAUGUUCGCCACGUAAUCAAACAAUUCUUCGCUUGUCCAAUGGAAGAGAAGCUGAAAUACUCCAUGGAAGAAGCUGAGAUUGAAGGAUACGGCAACGACAAGAUUCUAUCCGACACCCAAAUUCUUGAUUGGAAUCAUCGUUUGUUCCUCACUCUGUUCCCAGAAGAAAGCCGUCGUGUUAAGCACUGGCCAUCAAAUCCUCACAGAUUUAGGGAAGUUAUUGAUGAGUAUAGUGCUAAUAUGAGAGUGGUAUGUGAGAAAAUCUUGAAGGCCAUGGGAAGAUCAUUGGAUUUGGAUGAGAAUAGCUUUGUGGAACAGUUUGGUGAGCGAUUUGAAUUGGCUGCACGCUUCAAUUUCUACCCUCCAUGUCCGAAUCCUGAUCUUGUUCUUGGUGCCAAGCCUCAUGCUGAUGUAUCGGCCAUCACUGUUUUGCUGCAGGACGAGCAAGUUGAAGGGCUUCAGUUCUUGAAAGGGGAUGAGUGGUUCAAUGCUCCGAUACUUCCCGACGCGCUUCUCGUCCUUGUCGGAGAUCAAGUCGAGAUUGCAAGUAACGGGUUAUUCAAGAGUCCAGUUCAUAGAGUAUUGACAAAUUCAAAGAGCGAGAGGACAUCUUUAGCCGUGUUUUACGUCCCAGAUCCCAAGAAAGAAGUUGGACCAUUAGAGACGCUCAUCGAUGAAACUCAACCAAGAUCGUACAAGCCUGUUAAGAACUUAGUUGACCUUUACUUCGAGUACUACCAACGAGGCCGAAGACCAAUCGAGACAGCAAGAAUCUAAAUUUGGUAUCUCUACAAACUUACUAGGAAUAAAAUCUUAUGAAAUGGUAAAAUUUGGUUGUACU
Molecule: messenger RNA, 1265 nt
Organism: Cucurbita pepo subsp. pepo (vegetable marrow)
Lineage: Eukaryota; Viridiplantae; Streptophyta; Magnoliopsida; Cucurbitales; Cucurbitaceae
Source: RefSeq, a predicted model, not a curated record